Molecule: messenger RNA, 1170 nt
Organism: Seminavis robusta
Lineage: Eukaryota; Bacillariophyta; Bacillariophyceae; Naviculales; Naviculaceae
Source: the annotation of a GenBank genome assembly
AUGAAAUUCGCUGCAGCAUCCUUGCUCAUUCUGACUCUUGGAGGCACGUCAGCUUUCCGUGACAAGUCUCAAAAGAAGAAUACCUCUAAGCAUCGUGGUUUGGAAGAAGAUUGUGUUGUGAAUCACCACCAUGCCAAGACAGUAGAAGAAAUCCAAGUGGAAGUGAAAACUGCCCAUGCUGGUAAUGGAAUGUUUGACCUCUCCCUCAACAGUCCACCAUAUGCUCCUGCUGGUAAAUCUGUGACAACAACUGGUUGGUGCAUUGAUUACAGCAGGAGCAUUGAAGCUGGAUCCUACUCAAUGGAUGUGUUUAGUGCUUUUGAUUCCAGCAUCCACUCCAAUGCUAUUGAUAAACCUGCAAUGCUCCCCAACUUGGCCUGGUUGAUCAACAAUGUCAAUGUUGGUGAUACAUAUCCCUCCUCUGAUGACUGUGUGGGAGGUACACUUUCUUGGUGGGACAUGCAAGGUGCUGUGUGGAUGUUGGUUGAUAAUGAAAAUGGAGAAGGUACCCAUUAUGAAACAAACCGUGUUGAAUGCAUCUCACAAGGCCUGGCUCAACGAGCUCGCAAUGAAGGAGAAGGCUACGAACCUGACUGUAAUGAUCCCUUUGAAAUGAUCCCAUUGGUGAUGGUGGCAGACAAUGAUGCUACUGGUGAAAUUACCAACCAGGUCAUCAUCUCUGAGACGUUGUUGUCAACAAUUGAUGGGAUUUGUGAAUGUGCUACACCAGCUCCGACCAGUUCACCUACCAAAGCCACUGAUGCUCCCACUGGAGGACCCACAGCUUCACCUACAAAAUCUACUGAUGCUCCUACUGGAGGGCCUACAGCUUCACCCACCAAAGCCACUGAUGCUCCCACGGGAGGACCGACAGCCUCACCCACUGAAGCCACGGAUGCUCCAACUGGAAGCCCAACAGCUCACCCACCAAAGCUACUGAUGCUCCCACUGGAGGACCUACAGCUUCGCCCACCAAAGCUACUGAUGCUCCCACGGGAGGACCUACAGCCUCACCCACUGAAGCCACGGAUGCUCCAACUGGAAGCCCAACAGCUUCGCCCAUUAAAGCCACUGAUGCUCCAACUGGAAGACCCACAGCAUCACCCACCACAGCUCUCACUGAAAGCCCAACAGAUGCACCCACAAAAGCCACUGAUGCUCCUACAUUGA